This is a messenger RNA of Pyrus x bretschneideri (Chinese white pear), 811 nucleotides long. RefSeq names its product UDP-arabinopyranose mutase 3-like. Gene Ontology annotation, biological process: plant-type cell wall biogenesis; UDP-L-arabinose metabolic process. Gene Ontology annotation, molecular function: UDP-arabinopyranose mutase activity. Bases 66 to 647 code for a protein of 193 amino acids. The transcript has 2 exons. Gene Ontology annotation, cellular component: cytosol; Golgi apparatus. The record is from RefSeq and is a predicted model, not a curated record. NCBI's taxonomy places the organism in Eukaryota, Viridiplantae, Streptophyta, Magnoliopsida, Rosales, Rosaceae.
ACUCCAACCCGUCUCUCUCUCCCUCCCUCUCUCUCGCUCUCCGUCGGUGAGAAGCAGCUGCAGCCAUGGCGCAGUACAGCAAGGUCGCCCCGACCCCUCUGCUGAAGGACGAGCUCGACAUCGUCAUCCCCACCAUCCGAAACCUCGAUUUCCUCGAGAUGUGGAGGCCCUUCUUCCAGCAGUACCACCUCAUCAUCGUCCAGGACGGCGACCCGUCGAAGGUGAUCAAGGUCCCGGAGGGCUUCGACUACGAGCUCUACAACCGCAACGAUAUCAACCGGAUUCUGGGUCCCAAGGCGUCCUGCAUCUCCUUCAAGGACUCUGCUUGCAGAUGCUUCGGCUACAUGGUCUCCAAGAAGAAGUACAUCUUCACCAUCGACGACGAUUGCUUUGUUGCCAAAGAUCCUUCUGGCAAAGAUAUCAAUGCACUUGAGCAGCAUAUCAAGAACCUUCUGUCUCCGUCAACUCCAUUUUUCGUCAGCAGGUGUGUGGUGCAGGGGAACCUUAAGAUUGGAAGUCUCAGAGAAGUUGAUGUUAAGUCUGGGCUUCCUGCCACUACAAGUACUGAAAGAUUGGAACUUCUUGACGAUGACGAGCAUAUUCUUAGCAUUAAAAUAAUUGGUGGGGAUCACAGACUUAGGGUAUGAAGACUUUGAUAUGAAGUUCUGUGUUCACCGGAGUCUUUGCAUAUCCUUUUAUAAUUCAGCACAUACUUCUCUUUUCCUUUUAUUUGGUUGCACAUUUCUCAGCAUACAAGCUAAAAGGUUAACUAGUUCACAAGAUUUUGAUAUGAAGUUCUGUGUUCACCGGA